AGGAGAGGAGGUUGGUGCAGAGGAACAAGAGGACAGGGGACCAAGAGAAGACCUGGACUGUUGAAUCCCAUAAGGAAAGCGAGCAGAGUAUCAGCCAGGGGCAAACAGAGGAGACCACUGAAGGGGAGGAGGAGGCUUCAAGUUCCGUCACAGAGCGCUGGAGAAUCCAAAUGCCACUCCCCCAUCAGGAGCAGCAAGACCAGCCCGGCUGGGGACAAACGCACGCGCAGUCCUUACUUCAGUGGGAAGUCGCUGAGAGCCUGCUUGAGUCCCCCCAGGCGGAAGGCAUUCAAGAAAUGGACUCCUCCUCGUUCGCCAUUCAACCUGGUACAAGAAACACUCUUUCAUGACCCGUGGAAACUCCUGGUGGCAACCAUUUUCCUCAAUAAGACCAGUGGUAAAAUGGCAUUGCCAGUGCUGUGGCAGUUUUACCGCUUCCCAACUGCAGAGGUGACCAGGAGGAGUGACUGGAAACCUCUGGCCGAUCUUCUGCAACCACUGGGCCUCAACACACUUCGAGCCAAAGCCCUGAUCCGCUUCUCUGAUGAGUUCCUUUCCAAGCAGUGGCGGUAUCCCAUCGAGCUCCAUGGAAUCGGCAAAUACGGAAACGACUCUUACCGCAUCUUUUGCGUGGAAGAGUGGAAACAGGUGACGCCUGAUGACCACAAGCUGAACCACUAUCACGCAUGGCUGUGGGAAAAUCACCAGGCCUUGGGAAUUUGAAAGAAUGGGAAAGGACUCCCAGGUGUGUGCUCUGUUUACAUACACUUAUUUCUGUAUCUGUUCGUCCAGUUCCAUGUAUUUUAGAGACAAAAAGCUUUAAAUUAAAAUUGUAAUAAUAAAAUGAUAUAUGUUAGUGGUGUAGUUUGAAUGUUGUCUUGUUUCCUAAAUUUGUGGUAUUUAGAAUGUCUUUACUCUAAAAAUUCUUAUUUAAUUGUGGACUGUUACUGUAACUGU
Messenger RNA from Sardina pilchardus (European sardine), 957 nucleotides. It is a transcript of the gene mbd4, whose product is annotated as methyl-CpG binding domain protein 4. Gene Ontology annotation, molecular function: catalytic activity; DNA binding. Gene Ontology annotation, cellular component: nucleus. The record is from RefSeq and is a predicted model, not a curated record. Lineage: Eukaryota; Metazoa; Chordata; Actinopteri; Clupeiformes; Clupeidae. Gene Ontology annotation, biological process: DNA repair.